AGUCCUUUUCAUAACUAAUAAAAAUAAAAGUACAGUUUCUGGAUUUGUGGUAAUUGUCGUUGUCAUCACCAUGGCCAUUACAGGUAGCAGGAAGUCAAUUUAUGCUAUACUUAAAUUAGUUUUGCUACUUUGUGUGGUCAAUGGUGUGGCAAGUCGGGAUGGCAAAGGUGGUCAUCACAAAGGUGGUCAAGGAGGUCAUGGCGGAGGUGGUCAUCCCGGAGGUGGUCAUGCCGGAGGUGGUGGCAAAGGUGGUGGUCACGGAGGUGGUCAUGCCGGAGGUGGUCAAGCCGCAGGUGGUGGCAAAGGUGGUGGUCAUGGAGGUGGUCAUGCCGGAGGUGGUCAAGCCGCAGGUGGUGGCAAAGGUGGUGGUAAUGGAGGUGGUGGAGGUGGUGGUGGUGCUGUUUUUGACGUUACAAAAUACGGUGCUAAGGCCGACGAUAAGUCAGAUAGUGCACUUUCAUUUAUAAAAACAUGGAGGGCUGCAUGCGAUUCAGGAUCUGCGUCGAGAAUGCUUAUCCCAAAAGGGAAGUUUGUGGCGGGGCCGAUGGUGUUCGUGGGACCAUGCAAAGGCAAAAUUACCGUUGAGGUUCAAGGAUAUAUAAAAGCUACAACAGAUCUCAGUGACUAUACUGAUCCAAAUUGGAUUUCAUUUGAAAGAAUCGACGGUCUGACCAUGAUCGGCAGUGGCACAUUCGACGGUCAAGGAUCCGCUUCUUGGAAAUACAAUAAGGGUGGUGGUGGCUCUCUUCCUGAUCAACUGAAGUUUUUUAAAGUGGAUAAUUCUGAUAUAUCUGGGAUCACAUCUCUCAAUAGCAAAUAUUUUCACUAUCAUAUUGUAUCUUGCACCAACGUUAACUUCCACAAUCUCCAUAUAACUGCUCCUGGAGACAGCCCUAACACUGAUGGCAUGCACAUUAGCAGUUCUACCGGCAUCAAACUUACCAACUCUGCUAUUGGUACCGGUGAUGAUUGUGUCUCUAUUGGACAAGGUGCCACUGAUGUUACCGUUAGCAAAGUCACCUGCGGCCCUGGACAUGGCUUCAGUGUUGGGAGUCUUGGAAAGUACAAAAAUGAACUAGAUGUGAGCGGAAUUACUGUGACCGAUUGUACACUCUCAGGCACUACAAAUGGAGCUAGAAUCAAAACAUAUGCUGGAUCGGGUCCCAGCAAUGCUAAGAACAUUAUUUUCAAUAAUCUUAUUAUGAACAAUGUAAAGAACCCCAUAAUCAUCGAUCAGUUUUAUGGUUCCAACAGCAAGCAGGCAUCGAAAGUGAAGCUGAGUGACAUUCAUUUCACGAACAUUAGGGGGACAUCCGGUACACCCGAAGUAGUGACCUUAAAGUGCAGUUCAGCUGCUCCUUGUUCUCAAGUCGAACUCUCCAACAUUAAUUUAAGCUUUGGAGGCGCGAAAGGGAAAGCUUCAUGUUCAAAUGCAAAAGUUGUAGGAAAGCCGAGUCCAGUAACUUGUCCUAAAUAGCCAUAUUCAGUUUUAUAUUUCAUUCUCUUUAUGUCCGUUUCUUUUUGUUGAGCUUAUUGCUUCUGCUGCUAUUUUCGGGUAAUACAUAAAAGCUUUGGGGAUUAUAUAACUCUUAUACGUUGUAAUUUACAUUUUGUGUAUUGAGUUGCUCCCUUUUCAAGAAUAGAUCUUCCAUCAUCUUGGCGAUCUGAUCGUCCAAAGUUUCGAUGGCUGAAGAGCGAUUGUCAUUAUAUGUCACAAUUUGUAAAUGUGACCGAUAAGAAUGUCCAAAUUAUAUUUUAGGAAUGUAUUUGGCUAAAUGGCUAAAGGUGCGGAUAUUAAAAAUCA
Messenger RNA from Mercurialis annua (annual mercury), 1804 nucleotides. RefSeq names its product exopolygalacturonase clone GBGE184-like. Gene Ontology annotation, molecular function: polygalacturonase activity. The transcript has 5 exons. Lineage: Eukaryota; Viridiplantae; Streptophyta; Magnoliopsida; Malpighiales; Euphorbiaceae. The record is from RefSeq and is a predicted model, not a curated record. The coding region runs from base 71 to 1477 and encodes 468 amino acids. Gene Ontology annotation, biological process: carbohydrate metabolic process.